AUGGGAGGAAAAGGAAGUAAAUCUGCUCUUUGAAAUCCAUCAUCUGAACAAAUUGGAGCUGCUCUCUUAGCUAGAAUUUUCAGGUUCGACUUAAACAAAGGAGUUAAUCCUACUUUAUCACUUGAAAACAGAGUUCAGAGAGAAAGCUCAAACGAAAUUGGAGAAUUUCCGAUGAACCAUACUACGCACAUCUUAAUGACUGAAUUCAAGAAGUUCAUAUACCUAAAUUCACUUGAAAUCCUUCGUCAAAAAAGAGAAGGAACUCUUGACACAGAAGAGAAUUACCAAAAGAAUGGAGUAUGGUACUACAAAGCUCCUUACUCAGCACCUCCAUACCUUGACAAGAUAUGGAAAAAUCUAAUUCUUUACAACUUCAUCUACGAAGACUUCUGCCAAGGGGCUGUAGGUGGGUUUAUAGAUCGGACUCCACCCAUCACUGACUAUAAUGUAGCAUUCGAACAGUACCAAGAAUGUCUAAAACAUCUCGAUGAGAAGAGCUCUUUACUGAAGCCAUUCCAUGGCCUUUGGCCAAGGUACAAAACUGUCAAGGAGUACAAAAGAGAUUUGGAAUACUUCAGCUUCAUUUCAGAGAAAAAUAUCACCAAGAUCAAGAAGGAAAUGAUUAAGAAAAUUCAAGAGAAUGAUCCAAAGACCCUUGAUCUUGAUGAAUGCUUCAAACUUGCCAAGAAAAUGUCGAAAUUGGUGAAGAUCACCUGUGAAUAUGAUCAGCCUGAGCUUGAGCCUAUCACUGGAUUUGACUGUAAGAAUCCUUGGUAUGGCAAAAAGGAUAUGGACCCUGCUGAGGCAUAUAAGCAUAUCCAAUCCAUGGAAUUCCCAGCUUGCUUUAAGGAAGAUCUCAUGAAGACUAACUUAGUUGACAGUGAUACAGCUGAUAAAUGGAUCUUUGAAUAUAAACUGUUCCUCACAUUAGGAUACACUGCUCAAAAGGUGGUAACCCCAAGCGAGGAGACUGAUCAGGUGUGGCAUCUUCAUCAGACUUACACUCGACACUACAGGCAGAGCAUGAAAAAAUUCUUAAAGAGGAAAUUCAAGCAUCAGCCUACCCUUGGUGGUCAAUCUGAGGCUGAAAAAUGGGACGAAAUGUACAAUGGGACUAUUAGCCUUUACAAAGAACUAUUCAAUGUUCAUCCUCCUGAUGAAGUAUGGGGAACUGCCGAAGAGAGAUUUAACAAUGAGAAGUUCACCUUCAGGAACGUUAAUCUCUAUAGACUAGCAGUGAUGCUGACUGUUAGCCACAUUAAUCCAGACUUUUUAGUCUUUAAUGAAUCACUCGAGCGUCCUUCAGUAAAGAAUUCUGAUGAGGUCCCUGAUGACUACUCAGAAAACUGAAUGGAAAUCAGAAAGAACAUCAGAGAGGAUUACAUCGCUCAGGGUCUCAAAUAUGGCUGGAGAUGAAACUAUAACGGAUCUGGUUACUAUGACGUCUGAGACUGCGGAAUGGAUGACUGUGAAUAUCUACCUGAAAAUAUAAAACCAACAGUUGAGCAUCGAGCAUUUGGCUAUAAAGGGCCACAUUACUUAAUCACUGGAGGUACAUUAUUCACUGGUCAGUUUAUCGAGAAGUACCAUAACCAGUCUGAUUUCUCUAAUUUUGCUAGAGAAGUCCAUCAAGAAAUGUACAGUGAGGUCCAAUUCGGCUACUUCGAUGCCCUCAACAUCGAUGAUAUUGCCGAUUGAGCUGAAGCUGGGAUUGAUAUUUGCUGAGAGCCAAACUUAGAAAAGAUCCAUAAGCACCUAAAGAAGGGAAGACAAGUCAUCUCAAGAGCUUCCUUCCAAGACUGAUACAACAUUCCUGCCUCAGUUUGGUCCCUCCGAGGGGUCAUUGAUUUCAACAAUCUUAAAAUGGUAGUCGAGCCAGGAUUUGAGGUUGAAAAGUUGUCUGGGAACAGCAUCAGUGAUACCUUCGACCAUGACGCUGUUCUGGCAUCUUAACA
Molecule: messenger RNA, 1955 nt
Organism: Moneuplotes crassus
Lineage: Eukaryota; Ciliophora; Spirotrichea; Euplotida; Euplotidae
Source: the annotation of a GenBank genome assembly